Molecule: messenger RNA, 1508 nt
Organism: Manis javanica (Malayan pangolin)
Lineage: Eukaryota; Metazoa; Chordata; Mammalia; Pholidota; Manidae
Source: RefSeq, a predicted model, not a curated record
GUGUUGGGGCUUGGCCCCAGCCUCCAUCUUCGUCUCUCAGGAUGGCGAGCAGCAGCGGCUCCAAAGCCGAAUUCAUCGUUGGAGGGAAAUACGAACUAGUACGGAAGAUCGGGUCUGGCUCCUUCGGGGACAUUUAUCUGGCGAUCAACAUCACCAACGGCGAGGAAGUGGCAGUGAAGUUGGAAUCUCAGAAGGCCAGGCAUCCCCAUUUGCUGUAUGACAGCAAGCUCUAUAAGAUUCUUCAAGGUGGUGUUGGCAUCCCUCACAUACAGUGGUAUGGUCAGGAAAAAGACUACAAUGUUCUAGUCAUGGAUCUUCUUGGGCCCAGCCUCAAAGACCUCUUCAAUUUCUGUUCAAGAAGGUUCACAAUGAAAACUGUACUUAUGUUAGCUGACCAGAUGAUCAGUAGAAUUGAAUAUGUGCAUACAAAGAAUUUUAUACACAGAGACAUUAAACCAGAUAACUUCCUAAUGGGUACUGGGCAUCACUGUAAUAAGUUAUUCCUUAUUGAUUUUGGUUUGGCCAAAAAGUAAAGAGACAACAGGACAAGGCAACACAUACCAUACAGAGAAGAUAAAAAUCUGACUGGCACUGCCCAAUACGCCAGCAUCAGUGCACAUCUUGGUAUUGAACAGAGUUGCCUAGAUGACAUGGAAUCAUUAGGAUAUGUUUUGAUGUAUUUUAACAGAACCAGCCUGCCAUGGCAAGGACUGAAGGCUGCAACAAAAAAACAGAAAUAUGAAAAGAUUAGUGAAAAGAAAAUGUCCACUCCUGUUGAAGUUUUAUGUAAGGGAUUUCCUGCAGAAUUCACCAUGUAUUUUAACUAUUGUCGUGGGCUGCGCUUUGAGGAAGCCCCAGAUUACAUGUACCUGAGGCAGCUAUCCCGCAUUCUUUUCAGGACCCUGAACCACCAAUAUGACUACACAUUUGACUGGACAAUGUUAAAGCAGAAAGCAGCUCAGCAGGCAGCCUCUUCAAGUGGGCAGGGUCAGCAGGCCCAAACCCCCACAGGUUUCUAAGCAUGAAUCAAGGAACAGAAGAAGCAGAGCAGAUGAUUGGAGCAGCAUUUGUUUCUCCCCAAAUCUAGAAAUUAUAGUUCACAUGUACACUAGCCAGUGGUUGUGGACAACCAUUUACUUGGUGUAAAGAACUUAAUUUCAUUAUAAACUGGCUCUGGACAGCAUUGGUGAUGCUGUGUCCUGAGUUGUAGCUGCUGUAAUUGUGAAUAUUUACUGAGAUAGUGAAACAUGGUGUCCAGUUUUCUAUUGCAUUUUUUCAAGUGGAAAAGUUAACUAAAUGGUUGACACACAAAUUGGUGGAGAAAUUGUGCAUAUGCCAAUUUUUUGUUGAAAUCUUUUAUUUUGAACUACACUACUGUUUGAGAUCUCAUUUCAGAAGAAUGGCAUGAACAGUCUUCAGCCACAGUUGUGAUGGUUGUAAAUGCUCACAAUUGUGCAUUCUUAGGGUUUAUUCACCCCUGGGGUUUGCAAAUUGUUCACUUAUAACAU